AAAUUGUCCAAAUCUGGCAGCUUUUGGCCAAAUCUGGCCAGGUUGAAAUUUAUUUUUGCUGUUUUGAAAUAGCUUAGCAAAAAUGAGCGAAAAUCUUGUUGCUCCUCCGUUAAGUCGUAUUCCUGGCACCAGCCAGGUCAAGGAGCAACACAGCAAGGAUCUAACGACGCUCACCUACGUGCAGUUGUUGGAGAUGCGGGAUCGACAAGCUCACUUUCUUAGCUUCAAAAAACGCUUGCUGCAGUUGCCCGAUAAAGGAAAACGCCUCCAGGAGUCUUACGAUAAGUUGCUGGAUGAGAUCAGGAAACGCGACGAAGUAGAGCAAGCUACUCGACUUCUCAGUGGACUAAAUAUUGCGGAGAAGGGAAAGGUGGCUCUGAGCAACCUGGAGUGGAAUGGCAGGACAGCAGAUGAAGGCGCUCACGUGGACGACAUCCUGGACAGUGACGACGAGCUGGAGAUGGAUCCGUUAAAGAUCAUUGCCCAGGGCACCAUGCAUGAGAAGAAGGUUAAAGUGAUUCCACCUUCUGCCAGUCUCAUAACAGCUGAAGAUUUGGCAGAGAUUGAGGACUUCAAGAAGCCAACAGAUUCGCCAGAUUCAGCGUUACACGAUCACAGUGACACCAGCUCUCUUCCUGCAGAGAUAAUUGAGGUAGAUGCCAGUAUAGUAGCCGCCAAAUUGGGUAAAGAGGAGCCUCUGGAACAACAUGCCCGCUAUCUAAUCGACAAAACAGAAGUCAAUAUUAACCCAUCCGCCAGAGAGAAGUUUAAACCUUUUCGUACUACUGUCUCAAAUGUUCAUGAUCCCGAUAAGGAGCGCAAACGUAAAAAGGGCAAGUACUGGGAGGUCACGGCAGCCACCCCGCCUCUUAUUCAACACAAAGAGGUUCAGUUGGUGCCCCUCGCGGAAUCGGCUAGUCUGCAGGUGGACUACAUGCAGAGGAUUAAGGAGUUACGCAUUCAGCAGGCUGAGCAGCGCCUGGCCAAGCAAAUAGAAACAAGAAAAGCCUCAGGACUCAGCCUUCCGGAAGAAACGAUACUUAAAACCAAGGAAUCGUUCCGCAACUACCGGAAUCCCAAAACGGAUUUCCUCAUCGAGGGUAGACAAAAAGUCAGCGAGGAGCAUGAAGUCCACGACCCCUCAAUCCUGGAUCGAGGAUCUGCCGCAAGUGGCAUCCAUUACACAGUUUACGAGUAACCUCAAAGCAGAAACUGUGUUAGAAUGUAACUCCGGUUCAUUGUUUCAAACAAAUUGUGAAUUAUUUAUUCGUAUAAGCAACAAUUACUAUUAAGACUGCAUUAAACUAUUA
Messenger RNA from Drosophila ananassae, 1310 nucleotides. RefSeq lists its product as uncharacterized. Gene Ontology annotation, cellular component: nucleus. The record is from RefSeq and is a predicted model, not a curated record. The transcript has 3 exons. Gene Ontology annotation, biological process: transcription elongation by RNA polymerase II. Gene Ontology annotation, molecular function: transcription elongation factor activity. Bases 83 to 1198 code for a protein of 371 amino acids. NCBI's taxonomy places the organism in Eukaryota, Metazoa, Arthropoda, Insecta, Diptera, Drosophilidae.